UGGUAUUAAACAAAAAACAAUUGCAUAUCUAAUUGACCCUCUUUAGAAAGUAUUACAUGAAUCAGUUGUUUAUGUGAUACUAGUGAAGACAGUAAAAAUAAUAAUGCAAAUCUGCAACAGUUUGAUUGUUCUCAUACAAAUGGUUGCUCUUAUUGAUGCAGUACAUUCUAGUUUCAUCCCAGAAGCGCAUCCGAAUGAAAAAAAUCUUGAAGAAUAUUUGGGUGAUUCAGUAAAACGCUUAGAGUCAAAAACUCUACAAGAAAAAACAUUAAAAGGAGUUAAACCUGACAUUGAAAAAACAGGUGAUAAAAAAUAUGUUAUAACUCCUAUUCCCAAAAAGAAGAAAACUAUGAGUGAAGAUGACGAUUUAUCCGAUCCUUAUUUAGUGAAAUGUCUGAAACAAGAGUCACCAAUAGAAGAGAUAGAAAAGGACAUGGGAAACCCAGAAACUGUCAGAGCAUUUUUAACUUGUGAAGAUGCCAAAGCAAAUAAAACAAAAAAUAUGUCUUCAGAGAACAUCGAGGAGGAGAAAGCACGGCUCGGUGUAAUGCCACCAGAAGAAAUUGCUCCCUCAGAAUCAGAUAUGACUGUAACUGAAGACGGGACUAGCAAAGUACUGAUAGUACGGAUUGAACCUGAAAAAAAGAAAACGGUUGACAUAUCCGAUAUUUCAGUGAAAACAAUUGAAGAGAAGCAAACAUUGAGAGAAAGGGGUGGUCUAGAUAAUUCAGAUGAUACAAUUAAACGUCUGGAACAGGGAGUUAAAUCUCCAGAUACUGACAAAGUGAACGAAGAAUCGAUAAAAAAUAAAAAUGUAUUCGGGGACAUUUCUUUGGUGGAACCAGAAAAGAAGAGACCACUCAAGGGACCCAAAGAGGAAAAAAUGAUAAGUGAAGAUUAUGAUUCAUCCGAUCCCUAUUUAGUGAAAUGUUUGAAACAAGAAUCACCAAUAGUAGGGACAGAAAAUGGAAUGGGAAACCCAUCAACUUGUGAAGAAGUCAUCUCGGUGUUGGAGUACACCGAGAUGAAAAAAGCACGCAAUGGUGUAAUGCCACCAGAAGAAAUUGCUCCAUCAAAUUCAGAUAUGACUGUAACUGAAAACGGUACCAGCAAAGUACUUAUAACACGUAUUGAACCUGACAAUAAGAAAACAGUUGAAAUAUCAGAUAUUUCACUGAAACCACUAGAAGAGAAGAAAACAUCGAGAAAGAGGGAUGCUGUAGAUGAUUCAAGAGGUAAUAUGCCCUUGAAGUACACCGAGGAGAAAAAAGCACGCGACGGUGUAAUACCACCAGAAGAAAUUGCUCUAUCAAAUUCAGGUAUGCCUGUGACUGAAAACGGGACCAGCAAAGUACUUAUAACACGUAUCGAACCUGACAAUAAGAAAACAGUUGAAAUAUCCGAUAUUUCACUGAAACCACUAGAAGAGAAGAAAACAUUGAGAAAAAGGGAUGCUGUAGAUGAUUCAAGAGGUAAUAUGCCCUUGAAGUACACCGAGGAGAAAAAAGCACGCGACGGUGUAAUACCACCAGAAGAAAUUGCUCCAUCUAAUUCAGAUAUGACUGUGACUGAAAACGGGACCAGCAAAGUACUUAUAACACGUAUCGAACCUGACAAUAAGAAAACAGUUGAAAUAUCCGAUAUUUCACUGAAACCACUAGAAGAGAAGAAAACAUUGAGAAAAAGGGAUGCUGUAGAUAAUUCAGAUGAUACAGUGAAACGCCUGGAACAGGGAGAGCCAAACAACCUUCUGGCAAAGGUUUUGGGCAUACCAAUAUCAUCGACAACGGAAACUGCGGUUGUUGAGAUAGCAAAUAACACAGAAAUGAAGCCGGGUCUUGAAUCAGAACGAACAGUUACCAAUCAACAACUACUCAGUAAUACAACUUCCAGUACAUUGGACAAACCAACCAUAGAAGUGUUUCGAAUGGAAAGUACGACGAUCAAUUCGAAAAGUGGCAACAACUCUGACGCUGAUUCCAGAGUAAAAAUACAAGGAACUAACCAACUACCAACAGACUCUCCAAAAUUUCAAAUACAAGUAGAUACAACCAUAUCAACGAAAGAACCUGGAACAUUUGAAGAAAGAACUCAGAUGGAAGUAACACAAACCGAAAAACCAACCCUCUUUGGAAGAAUGAAGCACAACCGCCACAGAAAGUUACACUCGGAGGAGAACGAGGAAGACAAACCAGUCGGUUCCGUCCCUUGCACUUGCGGAGUGUUCUUGAGCGGGCAGUUUAAGAAAGGGUCGAAGCAGCAACCGAAGGGGUUGCCGGUUUUAACGCAGGAAAUGGACAACCCUUUCAUGAAUAAUGCAAUGGGCAGUCGACAGUGCACGAACAAGUGCUUGGAGUUGAUUAUCAAACACCUGCCAAAGAGUAGCGAGAUCAUUUGCGCUACGGUUGACAGAGAGAACGUCUUCAAAGAGAGAGCCUACCUAUUCAUAAAAAACCACAGUGACAAAUGGCACGGAACCAAUCUGUCAGCUGGAAGAGAGUUUUGUUGCAGAGAUAACACGCCAUACAAGUGCCCGGCGAGCUAGUGAUUGAUGAAGUUUUUAAUAAAAACGUUUCACGCAAUAA
This is a messenger RNA of Leptinotarsa decemlineata (Colorado potato beetle), 2585 nucleotides long. It is a transcript of the gene Fcp3C, whose product is annotated as Follicle cell protein 3C. The record is from RefSeq and is a predicted model, not a curated record. NCBI's taxonomy places the organism in Eukaryota, Metazoa, Arthropoda, Insecta, Coleoptera, Chrysomelidae.